Laetiporus sulphureus 93-53 is the source of this 924-nucleotide messenger RNA. RefSeq lists its product as uncharacterized. NCBI's taxonomy places the organism in Eukaryota, Fungi, Basidiomycota, Agaricomycetes, Polyporales, Laetiporaceae. The transcript has 5 exons. The coding region runs from base 1 to 924 and encodes 307 amino acids. The record is from RefSeq and is a predicted model, not a curated record.
AUGCAAGCUAUUGUUUCAGAUGCCACUGCAUCAUGCAUUACCUAUGGUCGAGCCAUCCAGCGACUCAAGGAAAUUGGAGUGAAUGAACAGGAGGUCCAUGACUACAUCGAACAGCUCACUGAGCAAGCUGAGCAUGAGCGUGAUUGUGAACCUAGCCCUGUUUUGUCAAAUGAGGGAGGAGAAGAGCACGAUAAGGAUGGUCCUCAACUGGUGGAGAAUCCAGCUGAUGCUUUGGCCUGGGCAAUCAUCCAGCAAAAACUCAUCGGGCUUCAGCAAGUGGGUAGGAGCCACGUGGGUGCUGACUUCUCCUUUGAUGAACUUUUCAAAGCUCUGGGGCUAUCAUUGGCCUCAUUUGGGAUCCCACAGUCCAUUCUCACUGCAGUGCCACAUCUCGCUGCCACCUCACCAGCCUCACAGGGUUCGCACCUGGCUGAGUCAUUUCAUCUUUGCCAGCUUGACCCCAUUCUGGAUCUCAUGCAGCAGCAACGCAUGCAGGUACCAGAUGUUCUCAUGGACCAGUAUGUCAACUUCAAGAAGCUCUUCGCAUCCAUGGAACCCAAAGACCUCACUGCAGGUUUUGCGAUUAUCAAGAAAGACCAUUCCUCACCUUGGUGGAUCCGUGUCUUUGGUGCUUGGGCUGAGGUGGUCCUCCAUCUCUAUCCUCAUUGCUCUGCAGAAUUGGAUGCAUAUCAUACUGUCAUCCUUGAGCUAUUCCAUGCCAUGGCUUUCGACCCAUCCAUCGCAAUUAGAGUGGACCGAGCAGCUCGUGAUGCAUAUCACAAGUCACCGUUCCACCUUGAUGAUUGUCCUCAUCUUCAAGUCCAUAUCUUGGCAGAUAUUAUGCAAUCAUCUUCUCAAACCACUCUGGGAAAAAGAGCGCAUCCAGAGCCAUCAUCCUCACCUUCGAAGUGGGCAACCACAUGA